Salvia splendens (bonfire salvia) is the source of this 2283-nucleotide messenger RNA. RefSeq names its product ankyrin repeat-containing protein ITN1. Gene Ontology annotation, cellular component: plasma membrane. The record is from RefSeq and is a predicted model, not a curated record. Lineage: Eukaryota; Viridiplantae; Streptophyta; Magnoliopsida; Lamiales; Lamiaceae. The transcript has 4 exons. Gene Ontology annotation, molecular function: protein binding. Bases 125 to 1882 code for a protein of 585 amino acids.
UUUCUUGUCUAGUGUCGUGUAGCUCCCAGUUUUCCCACCUAUGUUCCUCAUCAUCACCCACUUUCCUCUUCCAAUUCGCACCUUCACUCCAAUUUCUGAGCCUCUGGCUUGAUUUGCAACGAUCAUGUCUUCUCACGUCAAAGAUGCUGCUGAUGGAGAUUUAGGGAAAGUGUUGGUUAGCCCAAAACAAAGCCACAAUCCUUUGGCAGAGACGUCGCCCGCACCAUCACCAUCUUCGUCUACUGCCCCAGCUCUUGUUCUAUCGAAUUCAGGGAAGCGGAUCGACCAAGUUGGGAGAAAGAAGUACGUGAAACAGGUGACUGGCCGCCACAAUGACACGGAGCUGCAUUUGGCAGCUCAAAGGGGUGAUCUCGCAGCUGUGAAGCAGAUACUCGGAGAUAUUCAUUCUCAAAUGGCGGGGAGUUUAAGUGGUUUGGAAUUUGACCAGGUGGUUGCAGAGAUCAGGGCAUCACUCGUAAGUGAGGGAAACGAGCUGGGAGAGACAGCGUUGUUUACUGCAGCGGAGAAGGGGCAUCUUGAUGUUGUUAAAGAGCUGAUCAAAUACUCAAACAAGGAAACACUUGCCAAGAAGAAUAGGUCGUUGUUUGAUCCUCUGCAUAUAGCUGCAAGUCAAGGACACCGUGCAAUUGUGCAAGUACUGUUGGAUCAUGACCCGGGGUUGAGCAAAACAAUUGGUCCGUCAAAUGCAACCCCUCUUAUAACUGCCGCUACUAGAGGUCAGAGUGCUGUAGUUGAUGAGCUUUUGUCGAAGGACUGCAGCUUGCUAGAAAUUGCUAGAUCAAAUGGGAAGAACGCGUUGCACAUGGCUGCUAGGCAAGGGCAUGCGGACAUUGUCAAGGCAUUGCUCGACAAAGAUCCACAAUUAGCUAGGAGGACGGACAAGAAGUGGCAGACAGCAUUGCAUAUGGCCGUUAAAGGGGUUAACUCGGAAGUUGUUAAAAGUCUCUUAGAUGCUGAUGCAGCUAUAGUUAUGCUCCCGGACAAGUUUGGUAACACUGCUUUACACAUAGCUACGAGAAAAAAGCGAGCAAAGAUUGUUAAUUUGAUAUUACGCCUGCCAGACACCAAUGUGAACGCACUGAACCGAGAUGGCAAGACAUCUCUUGACAUUGCGGAAGAACUUCCGCUAUCGGAAGAGUCAUCUGAGAUUAAGGAGUGCCUUUGUCAUUAUGGAGCUGUUAGAGCUAAUGAAUUGAAUCAGCCAAGAGACGAGUUGCGAAAGACUGUGACUCAAAUCAAGAACGAUGUCCACAUCCAGCUCGAACAAACAAAGAGAACAAACAAAAAUGUCAAUGGCAUUGCCAAAGAGCUAAGGAAACUCCACCGAGAAGGCAUCAACAAUGCCACCAACUCGGUGACUGUCGUUGCGGUCCUAUUCGCAACCGUUGCAUUCGCAGCCAUCUUCACUGUGCCUGGUGGAGACGACAACCACGGAAUGGCCAUGGUAGUCAGUAGCGUCUCCUUCAAAAUAUUCUUCAUCUUCAACGCGAUUGCUCUCUUUACAUCGCUAGCUGUUGUUGUAGUUCAGAUCACACUGGUUAGAGGCGAGACUAAGGCUGAAAGACGCGUUGUAGAGAUCAUCAACAAAAUGAUGUGGUUGGCCUCUGUCUGCACCUCUGUGGCGUUCAUGGCAUCCUCCUACAUUGUGGUCGGGCGUAAGCAUCAGUGGGCCGCGAUACUGGUCACAGUUGUCGGAGGAGUCAUAAUGGCUGGGGUUCUGGGGACCAUGACCUACUAUGUGGUGAGGUCGAAAAGGAUAAGGUCGAUAAGGAAGAGAGAGAAACAAGCCAGGAGCGGCUCAAACUCAUGGAAUCAUUCUGAUUUUUCUAAUUCUGACAUUGACAGGAUGUAUGCACUCUGAGGUAUCGAAAUCUCUCUUGCAGAAAUGGCGAGAUUAGGUCGCAAUUUCUUGUUGUCGAACUGUCUUGUGCCUACAUAUAUGCAGUAUCUGUAUGUUUCUGGGCAUAAGGUAUGUUAACUGUUCUUGGUUGCUGAUGGUGCUACGUACGUAGUUCGUAGAGAGGCAAAGAAGCGUCGUGGAAGCACGAUUUCUUUGUCUGUAUAGUGUGCUGCUAGAGAUUUUGUAGAAGAGACACCAGGAAUUUCUAAGACAGCUUACUGAAAUUGCAGAUUAGAUAUGUAUUCUUGUUGCUGCUUUUGGAAGCCAAAUGAUUCUUCUAUCUAAUGUAUCAAAUUGAUUUGUAGACAAAGGUCAGAUUAUAAAUCUUGUGCCUUUUCAUUACGUUUUGGUCAAUUUCCUUA